Molecule: messenger RNA, 3979 nt
Organism: Lepisosteus oculatus (spotted gar)
Lineage: Eukaryota; Metazoa; Chordata; Actinopteri; Semionotiformes; Lepisosteidae
Gene: lamb3
Product: laminin subunit beta 3
Biological process (GO): tissue development; substrate adhesion-dependent cell spreading; animal organ morphogenesis
Cellular component (GO): laminin trimer
Source: RefSeq, a predicted model, not a curated record
UCGGCUCGCUGCAACGUGAACACUUUCUUGUGCACAUUGGACAGAAUGAGUGUAAACAGCCUCUCCCCCUGGGGAAACGCACAGCGCCCUGCCGUGUCAGAAUGAGGCUUUGAUACGGCGCUGAUGCGGUGAGUGAAAAAGAGGCUACUGUCGCCCUGGCAACCUUCAGGCACCUCCUGACAGGCCGAGUCUGGGCCUGCUGCGCCUGUCUGGCAGUGAGGUGGAGGUGAGGCUGGUCUUAAAUACAGACAGGAGGUGGAGAGGAGCACUAUACCUGAGAAGCACACAAGAUACUGCUGACAAGUACUGCAGGAACUAAAACACUAGGAGCUGGUGUUGGUUAAGAAUAAAAAUAAAGAUGUGGAUUCUACUCCAUGUAGUAGCGCUGUCUGCCCUGGCUCUGGCCCAGCAAGACUGCUCUCAGGGUGCCUGUUACCCCUCCACGGGAGACCUGCUCAUCGGCAGAGCCACUCAGCUGAAAGCCUCCUCCACCUGCGGAAUGACUGGAAUUGAGGUGUUCUGCACACCUCUGGGGCAGUGGAAGAUGAAGUGCUGCCCCUGUGACUCCAAGAAUCCCUAUGGCCAAAAUGCCCAUCAAAUCCAGAAUGUCGUGGCCCAGGCUGGACCCAACAGGUGGUGGCAGUCCAGGAAAGAUGUGAACCCCGUCUCUCUCCAGUUUGACACGGAUAGCAAGUUCCUGCUGCACAACCUGGUUCUGGACUUCAAGGGACCCCGCCCGGAAGCCCUGGUAGUGGAGCGUUCCCUGGAUUUCGGCAGGACCUGGCAGCCCUUCCUGUACUUGGCCUCUGACUGUCGCACCUCCUUCCCUCAAAUCAGCACCUCUCCCCCACGCAGCCUGCAGGACGUACAGUGCCACACCAUGCCUCCACUCCCACCGAACAGCUCCUACCAGGACCAGACAGUGCACAUCAGUCCUAUCCGCCAGGUGUCUGCCAUCAACCUGCCGCAGAGCCAAAAAAUUGAAAGAUUAUCAGGCUUCACUAACCUGCGGCUGAACCUCACCAGGCUGGGCCAGCCCCCUCGUAUCAGCAACGCCCGCGCGCCCAGUGCUUUCUAUGCCCUGAAAAAGAUGCAGGUCCAGGGUUCCUGUUUCUGCCACGGUCACGCCAACCGCUGUGUGCCCACUGCCAACCAGCUCCCUGGAAUUCAGGUGCACAGUGUCUGCGACUGCCAACACAACACGGCGGGAGUGAACUGUGAGCGCUGCGCUGACCUGUACAACGACCUGCCCUGGAGACCUGCAGAGGAGAGGAAUCCGCACCAGUGCAAGAAGUGCGAGUGCAACAACCACGCCCAACGCUGUCGAUUCGACCCUGUGGUGUACGAGGCCAGCAGGAUGGUCAGCGGAGGGGUGUGUGAAAACUGCCAGCACCACACCACUGGCCGGAAUUGUGAGAAGUGCACCCCGUUCUACUACCGCAACCCCCAGAGCACCAUCAGCCGGCAAGAUGCCUGCCUUCGAUGCCAGUGCAGCGUGGAGGGAGCGGAGCGGGGGGGGCAGUGCGACCCCGAGACGGGGGCCUGUUUCUGCAAGGCCAACGUGGAGGGCCCACGCUGCGAUCGCUGCAAGGCGGGGUACUACGGGCUGAGCGCCUCGGACCCUCAGGGCUGCAAGAAGUGCUCCUGCAGUGUGGUGGGCUCGGUGCGUGAGCAGCCCUGUGACCCCUUGACCGGCCAGUGUCAGUGCCUACCCAACUUCAUCGGCCUGACGUGUGACCGCUGUGCACCCAACUACUGGAACCCCUUCUCCAGAAAUGGCUGUGAGCCAUGUAAAUGUGACCCCCGCAACUCCUAUGGCACCUCUUGUAACCAGUUAACAGGUCAAUGCGAGUGCCGACCAGGCUUCGGAGGAAGGACUUGUACGGAGUGCCCAGACAACUCGUAUGGAGACCUGCGCACCCGCUGCCUGCCAUGCAACUGCGACCCCUUGGGCACGGUGAGAGCCGGCUGCGACAAGACCACGGGCGCCUGCCUGUGCCAGCUGGGCGUGACGGGGCCGCGAUGCGACCACUGCCAGCGCGGGCACUGCGACCGCUACCCCAGCUGCCCUCUCUGCCCCUCCUGCUUCUUCUCCCUGGACAGAGAGAUGCAGGGCUUCUCCAACACACUGGACAGCCUGUCCAAACAGGCCAUGACCCUUCCAGGCUCUUCCGACCAGGACCUGGGGCCCAGGAUUCUGGGCAUUGAGUCCACUCUCCAGCAGAUGAGGGACCGUCUUCCCUACCCACCUCCCUCCGACGGGCAAAUCACCGAAGCCAUCAGCACCCUGCACAGACUGAGGGACCAAGCCAGCCGACUGAACCCUGACUUCUUCCUGGUGGACCAGAGCACGUCACUGAACAGACAGAUAGACAGCCUGCAGACCGAGCUGGGAAGUAUCACCCUGCAGUACACCAGCAAGAGGGACUCCGCGAACAGAAUCCUUAACGGCAUCCCGACUGGUGCCCUGUCCACCAUCCAGUCGGCCUAUCAGGAGUCGGCGGACGCCAUCAAGAAGGCGGAAGGCACCAAGGUGCUGGUGGACCAGUCGGCAAGCCAGCGUGGAGACGCAGCGGCCCUGGAGGGACAGAUCCAGCAGGGGAACAAGAAAGCACUGGAGAAACUCAACAGCCAGCUAGCCACUCGGCCUGACCUCACACCCACCGCUGCGCAGGUGUGUGGCAGCACGCGCUCCACCCCUUGUACUCCCGUGCAGUGUGAUGGCCAGCUAUGCCCAGGCCCCAGUGCUCCCCCUUGUGGUAACAGAGCCACCUGCACCGGAGCUCUACCGCUGGGGAACAAGGCCAUGGCAGACACAGAAGAGACCAGAUCCAGACUGAGGGAACUCAGCUCUAAGAUCCAGCGAGCUGCAGCAGAGAUCCAGAACACCCAGGAUUCAGCCAAUCGUGUCAGGCAAUCCACAGACAAACUGGCCAAUCAGAUUAAGCAAGCACGGAGAGACCUGGAUAAGGACAUGCAGGACACCCGAGACUUUGUCCAGCAGCUGAGAGAGUUCCUGUCAGACCCUGACACAGAUCCAGAAGCCAUCCAGACAGUAAGCGAGGAAGUUCUGAACACAAAGCUGCCGCAGAGUCUGGAUGCCCUGAGGAGCAAAGUGGACGAGAUCAGGAGAAUUGCGGCAGGUCUGCCCGACAGCAGGAAAGUCCUGGAGAGCACUGGGCCUGAGCUGGACCACGCCAGAGAGCUCCUGCGCAAAGCGGAGACAGCCAGGACCCAGGCCGUUCUGAUGGAGGAGAAUGUGAACCAGGUGCUGGACACGUUGACCAGCGAGGAGAGCUCUCUGAGGAGCCUGGAGACCAACGUCCAGGACACCAUGAGGAUUGUGGAUGGGGUGAAGAAUAAUAUCAAUGAAAUCGAAGGCCUGCUGAACCCAGCACAGAAAACUCUGGGAGAGCUGGCUGUGCAGAUGGACCAGACAAAGCCACAGCUGACGGAGCUGAGGGACUUGGUCCAGUCCACUCAGCAGCUGGCGCAGCAGGCUGGGGGGGACGUCAGUCGUGCUCAGAGUGAGGCCAAUGAAGCCGGACAGGAGCUGCUGUUGCUGGAGGGCCAGUAUAAGGAGCUGAUGAGGAAGUGGUCGGGCGGAGCUGGUCAGUCAGGGGGAGGUGCCUCGAGCACCAGACUCCAGGAGCUGCAGCAGGAAGCCAAUGACCUGAUCCUGCAAAGCAUGAGCAUGAUGAGGACGCUCUCAGAGAGAGAAGGCUCCCUCCUGGAGGCCAACGAGGAGCUGCUGAUCAAGUCCCGCAGGCUGGAAGGGAUGGAGGAGGAGCUGCAGAAAAUCUUAGAUGACAUCCGGCAAAAGGCCAGAGUCUUGAACACCUGCCAGGGAUAAGUCCCUGUCCACGCCUUCGGCCUAUCACAGCUCUUGCUCGAGACACUUUUCUAUUUAUUUAUUUCUGGAAACAAAAGCUUUCCUUGAAAAAUGCAGUGCAAUUACAAGCUGAAGGUUUGGACAAUU